AUGGCCUAUGCAGUCUUCUGGACAAUUUUAACGGCCACCGGCCUCCUCGUCAGCACUGCGUUCGCCGAGUCCGGAAAGCAGGCCACUCUGGCAAAGACUAGUGUGGACUCCGAAUUCCGAAAGCUGGCAGCCCCACCCACGGUGUCCCAGUUUCUGCGACAGACGUACAUCGCGGUGCGGGAGCUGGCCUUCGAUUGGAAGAAGUACCCCUACGAUCAUGACUUCACUGUGCGCAUGUUCACCGACGGUCUGCCCAACCGCUAUGAGACCUGUUUCGUCAUAGUGGUGACGCUCUCCUUUAUCCUCUUUCGCGCCAUCGUCGACCCCCCACUAAGGGUAAGUGUCCAUACAAAUCAUGUUGUCUACGUGUUCAUGUAUGCAACUGAAUUCGUAUUUUGA
Messenger RNA from Dibothriocephalus latus, 399 nucleotides. The record is from the annotation of a GenBank genome assembly. NCBI's taxonomy places the organism in Eukaryota, Metazoa, Platyhelminthes, Cestoda, Diphyllobothriidea, Diphyllobothriidae.